Messenger RNA from Ostrinia furnacalis (Asian corn borer), 1310 nucleotides. Its product is annotated as carbonyl reductase [NADPH] 1-like. NCBI's taxonomy places the organism in Eukaryota, Metazoa, Arthropoda, Insecta, Lepidoptera, Crambidae. The coding region runs from base 143 to 1120 and encodes 325 amino acids. The transcript has 2 exons. Gene Ontology annotation, molecular function: carbonyl reductase (NADPH) activity. The record is from RefSeq and is a predicted model, not a curated record.
AGUGUUUAUUCGUCAACUGUGUUAAUAUUAUCAGCGACUGAUACUAAAAAUUACGUAAACAUAAAUAUUUAUCAAGCUGACGCACAUCACACAUGUAAUCAUUUACCGGCCAGUUGUGUACAUAUUUUGUGUCUGCACAGACAUGUCCGAGAAAAAAAUAGCGGUUGUGACCGGCUCGAAUAAAGGAAUCGGAUUCGCUAUCGUUCAAGGUCUAUGUCAACGAUUCGAUGGCCUCGUCUACCUGACGUCACGAAACGAAGAGUUGGGGAAGGCUGCCGCUGCCAAGCUUAAACAACUGGACAACCCACCUCACUAUCAUCAACUUGAUGUUUCUGACAAGGAGUCAAUGCUCAAGUUCAGAGAUUACAUCGAGGACAAACAUGGAGGUAUUGACAUUUUAAUAAAUAACGCCGGUGUCAGCGGAGCGCUCCAAACUUCAUACGAGGAUUGCAAAAGGGUAAUCGACAUUAACUUUGGUGGCAUAGUAAAUGCACAAGAAUACCUCUUCCCUUUGUUAAGAGAUAACGCCAGAGUUUUGAAUAUAUCUAGCGACUGUGGUCAUCUUUCAAACUUGAAGAAUAUGGAGUGGAUUAAAAGACUGAGCAAGAAUGAUUUGUCGAAGAGUGAUAUUGAUGAGUUCGUGAACUGGUAUUUGGAAUCUAUGAAAACGGGUACUUUUAAAAAGGAUGAUUUCGUUGACGGUGGGUUGAUUGCUGCGUACAGAGUGGCUAAGAUAGGUGUUUGUGCUUUGACGAUGAUACAGCAGAGGGAGCUCGAGCCACGGGGGAUAUCAGUCAACUCCAUGCAUCCUGGUCUAGUGAGCACCAGCAUGACAAUGGGCAUAGGAUUUUUAACGCCCGAUCAAGCGGCAGAAACUCCAUUAGAUCUGGUUCUGGAUGCACCUGCGAGUCUGCGAGGGAAGUACGUGUGGUACAACGGAGAAGUCGUGGACUGGUUCGACUACAAAACUGACAAGUACUACUUCAGGUCUGCGUCACUUGGCAAACAGUUAUUGAAGAAUUUAACGCGGCUGCCAGCGGACGUGUUAUGUUCGCCUUCAACGUGGGUGGGAGUGCUAGCAAUGGUCCUAAUCGUAGUGAUAACCAAAAUUUUCCAAUAAAGACAAUUAAUUUAUAAUUCAUACACAAUGAUUCGCUUUCUCGUGGGUGUAUUUUUAUUGUUGUUAUUCUUAUGACCUUUGAAUGAUAAAAUUGUAUUAAAAAGUCAAAAAUACGAGUAAUUUGUUAGAUAUGUUAAGUGUAAUAUACAAUUAAUUAAAGUUCUUAAACGCCUUUGUUUUUAUUUCAUUU